Geosmithia morbida is the source of this 2700-nucleotide messenger RNA. RefSeq lists its product as uncharacterized. Gene Ontology annotation, biological process: TORC2 signaling. Bases 1 to 2700 code for a protein of 899 amino acids. Gene Ontology annotation, molecular function: phosphatidylinositol-4,5-bisphosphate binding. The transcript is spliced from 3 exons. The record is from RefSeq and is a predicted model, not a curated record. Gene Ontology annotation, cellular component: TORC2 complex; plasma membrane; cytoplasm. NCBI's taxonomy places the organism in Eukaryota, Fungi, Ascomycota, Sordariomycetes, Hypocreales, Bionectriaceae.
AUGUCUGUCAUCCAGGUUGAGGAGCUCGUUUCAUACCAGCUUCGCACGAGCUACCUCGACGAGAUUGCCGACGGCGUGGGCGAGCGCCUCCUAACAGUUAACGAGGGCUACGUCAAUUCGCCGGCCUUCAAAGCCGCCGGCUGGCGCCCCGAUUCGUCGCACGCGAAGCGCACGCACUCGCCCCCGAUUCCGACGGCCAUUGCGUCAGAAUACUUCCAGGCACCGCGCCGGCUGGGUUUCACGCUCGAGGAAGGAGACGAGGAUGGAGAUGGGGCGGGAAUGCUGACGGGUGGCGGUGCCGAUACCAUCGGCCCGGGCACGGCAGCUACGAAGCGCCGCAGGCGGCGCGAGCAGAUGGAGGAGGAGGACGAUAGCAGCGAUCUCAGCGACGAGAGCGAGGACGAGUCGGACCAGCGGGCGGUGCAGCAGAUCAAGUUUGCCAAGAUGCCUGUGCGGCACAGGGCAGGGUCGUCUCCGAUACAGUCGUCGGCCAUCAACGCGAGGCAACAGCCAACGGCGCCCUCGCCCCGUUCGCGUCGACGCGGAUCCCACUCGGCCAUGGGGGCGGUCAAGAAUCGCCCGCGUAGAGACACGGUCACCAGCAGCGAGAUAUCAUCCGACAACGAGAUGGACAGCCUGCAGCAACAGCGCCAGAAUGACGCGGCGACGAGGAUAUUGUCUGGCGUGCGGAGAGGUUCAAGGCUCGAGGAUAGGAUCCAGGAGGAGGAGCCCCUACAAGGCAUCAAGAGGGCCGACACAUCGCUGCUGCCCGAGGAGGAGGAGGAGGAGGAAGAAGACGACGACGACGAGGACUCGGACGAAGGGUCUGACAUGUCGGGCGACUAUGUGGGUAGCAUCGACUCGGCGUCCAUCCUGGACGUGGCGGACACGCCGGUCAACACGUCGCCUACGCGGCAGGUUGUCGGGACGCCGCCCAAGAACUACAUGCGGCAGUCGACGAUCCGCAAGUCGCAGCUGCCGCUCAAGCACCUGCCGCUGGAGGCCCUGCCACCGCCGCGGCCGAUGAGCACGAUCCGGCCGAUGAGCGUCAUGCAGCCCAAGAGCCUGUUGUCGGCGGCCCUCAAGGCGAGGGAGAACAAGCCGUCGAUACCAUUCCAGAAAUUUGCCCACCUGAGCGGACAGGGCACGCGCGGGUCCAUCGCCGUGCGCGUCUACCCGGCCUUCUCAGACGACCCUGGCAAGUCGUUUGAGGUGCUCAUCCGGCCGCGCGUGCAGGAUGGCCAGAAUGUCGAGCGCGUCGUCACCGUGGUCGACCUCAUCGGUCUCAGUCUCUACCGCUAUAACGAGGAGAAGAGGGACCCUUCCUUGCGGCCCGAGAGGCUCAACGUCAACUGGUGGACGCUCAGGAUGGUCGAAGAGGGCGGCGAGGUGGACGACGAUUUCCCACCGUUUGAGAGGACGAAGCCGCUGUCUUCGUUCACCACGGUCAACAACGCCAACAUGAGGGGCGGCGGUAGGAUGCGGUCUAAUUCUACGGCCUACGACGAAUUUGCCCUCGUGGAGGCGUCGGCGGACGAGUUCGAGGAGAACAAGCAGGUCACGCCGGAAGAGGAUGAGGAGGAGCAGCAGCAGCAGGGCAGCAAGGAGGACGAGCAGAGCGCACAGCAACUGAAGGCGCAAACGCCAGCAACGGCGUCGGCGGCACCGACAACGGCAGCUCCGGUAGACGGGGAGGGCGGUGCGGGGGGAAACUCGAUGACGGUGCCGUCGGACCGGCCACGGAUGAACCCAAUCCUCACGACGACGUACCGACCCAACACGCCGCUGGCCGACAAGCCGGCCAUGCCACCAACGACGGUGAACACGAUGCGGGGCCAGCAGAAGCUCCUGCGGAUCCACAUGAUGCUGUCCGACACAGCACCAGGCCAGACGGUGACGGUGGACGUGACGACGGACACGUACCUGGCCGAGGUGCUAGAGGUGGUAUGCAGCAAGCGGCAGCUGGACAAGGGCAACCACGUGCUCAAGCUCCCCGGUUCGGGUGCGGUCGUCAUGAUCGACCGGCCCGUGUCGUCGAUCGGCAACGUGUCGGACUUGGAACUGUACAGGCGGCGGUUCGCGACGGACGGACCGCUGACCAUGACGGGCUCGCCGAGCAGCACGUCGCCCAAGGUAGCGGCCAUGGCCGGCGGCGGCGGCAGCGUCAACGCAGGCGUCAUCGGCAGCAGCAGCGUCCCCGGAGCCAUAGGCGGCAGCGGCAUGGGCGGCGACGGAAGCGGUGGGGGCGGGGGCGGGGGCGGGGGCGGCAGCAUCGGCGGCCAGCCGCACCGUAAGGUCAGGAAGGGUCAGAUGCUGGGCCCGCACCCGCUCGCGCGAGAGAUUGCCAAGCAGGACGAGCUGGGCAAUGCCAACUACAAAAAGUACACGGUGUGGCGGAAGCAGCCGAUGCGCAUCGUCGGGCUGAGCGAGAGGAUCCUGGUCAUCGACGGCGAGUAUAUCCAUAUCGUGCCUGCCUCAGGGGGAAGGGCCCUCGUCGAGGGUGGCGGGAAGACGACGACGGUACACUUUAGCAAUGUCAUUGGAUGUAAAGUGCCGAGAAAGCAUCCUACGAACGUCAAAUUGGUGGUAUACAAAGCUACGGAGAGUAAGCGGUAUGAUUUCGAGACGAGAGGUGCGGGGGAGGCGGCAGAGAUUGUGCAGGCUCUCAAGACGGGGAUAUCGCCGUAUAGAGAGGUGUAG